Molecule: messenger RNA, 3581 nt
Organism: Pipistrellus kuhlii (Kuhl's pipistrelle)
Lineage: Eukaryota; Metazoa; Chordata; Mammalia; Chiroptera; Vespertilionidae
Gene: LIPH
Product: lipase H
Exons: 10
Coding region: 111-1466 (451 amino acids)
Biological process (GO): lipid metabolic process
Molecular function (GO): lipase activity; carboxylic ester hydrolase activity
Source: RefSeq, a predicted model, not a curated record
ACACCUCUGGAUUAGUUAUCUGAGCUCUCGGGGCAAAGCCCUCAGUUGAAACUCAGGCUCUGGGAAGGAAAUCAUUCUUGUGAAUGUGACACACUCGCUCCAGUCCCCAUAUGCUGAGAUUAUAUUUCUUCAUCAGCUUGAUGUGCUUUGUGAGAUCAGACACAGAUGAAACAUGUCCUUCAUUCACCCGCCUGAGCUUCCACAGUGCAGUGGUUGGCACGGGACUCCGGGUAAAGUUGAUGCUCUACACAAGGAGAGACCCGACCUGCGCACAAGUCAUCAACUCCACCACUUUGGGGAACUUGAACGUGACCAAGAAAACCACCUUCAUUAUCCAUGGAUUCAGGCCAACCGGCUCCCCUCCCGUUUGGAUAGGGGACUUAGUAGAGGGCUUGCUCUUCGUAGAGGACAUGAACGUGAUUGUGGUUGAUUGGAAUCGAGGAGCUACAACUAUACUAUACAACCAUGCUGCUGAUAAGUGCAGAAAAGUAGCAACAGUCUUGAAGAAAUUUAUCGAUCACUUGUUGGCAAAAGGAGCGUCUCUUGACGACAUUUACAUGAUUGGAGUGAGUCUAGGAGCCCACAUAUCUGGGUUUGUUGGAGAGGCAUACAAUGGGAAGCUGGGGAGAAUCACAGGCCUGGACCCCGCUGGCCCUUUAUUCAACGGAAAACCGCCCGAGGACAGAUUAGAUCCCAGUGAUGCACAGUUCGUGGACGUCAUCCAUUCCGACAUUGACGCACUGGGCUACAAGGAGCCAUUAGGAAACAUAGACUUCUAUCCAAAUGGAGGAUUGGAUCAACCUGGUUGCCCCAAAACAAUAUUUGGAGGAAUGCAGUACUUUAAGUGUGACCACCAGAAGUCCGUGUUCCUGUACCUCUCUUCCCUGAGAGAGAACUGCACGGUCACCGCAUAUCCCUGCAACUCCUACAGGGAUUACAGGAAUGGCAAGUGUGUCAGCUGUGGCAUACCACAAAAGGAGUCCUGUCCACUCCUGGGCUAUUAUGCUGAUAAUUCGAAAGACUACUUAACGGAGAAAGACCCUCCAAUGACUAAAGCAUACUUUGACACAGCUGAUGAGAAACCGUUCUGCAUAUAUCAUUACUUUGUGGACAUUAUAACUUGGAACAAGAACGUAAGAAGAGGGACCAUCACAAUCAAACUGAAAGACAAAGCUGGAACUACCACAGAAUCCAAAAUCGAUCAUGAACCUGCAACAUUCCAGAAAUACCACCAAGUGAGUCUGCUUGCAAGGUUUAGUCAAGACCUGGACAAAGUGGCAACCAUUUCGCUGGUGUUCUCCACAGGCUCUGUAGUUGGCCCGAGGUACAAGCUCAGGAUUCUCCGGAUGAAGUUAAGGUCACUCACCCAUCCAGAGAGGCCCCAGUUGUGUCGGUAUGACCUUGUUCUGAUGGAAAACACUGAAACAGACUUUCAACCUAUUUUCUGCCCAAAGUUGCAGUUGUAACUGUUGUCAGAACACGUGACCACCAAGGAACAUCAGGAAAGCUAUGGCAGGCUUUCUGAGAGUUUCACCGUCCUUACCUUCUCCUCCAGCCACAAAAAGUACGGAAUAACCAGGGUUUUUCCAGUCGUGCCCCAUGGAUGUCACGUUGCCAAAUGACAGCCGACUUUGGAUUAUAGAACAGUCCUGAGAAGGGAGGCCCUUAAGUAGGGCAAAUCUGAAAGAGCCAGGCCCCAGGCAGCCAAUGCUUUGUGUGGCCGCGUCCUGGGACCCCGUUUGUUCUGCCCUGAGAUUCUGCUGCUGGUCACUCAGGCAGCUCAGCGGGACAAGCCUCUUAAAGGGAAGGACUGGCUGGAGACCUCACGUUGGACUCGACUCCACACUCCCUGUGCCAAAUUCCUCCAGGUCCCCACAUAGAGAAGGGAACCAGACGGACCUACCUCACAGGGCUGUUGAGUGGGUCUGGGAGGCAAGUCUGUGAAGGGUUCUUCGAAAUCCCACGGGUGCCACAUCCGUGAGUGGUUUGACAAAUGUGAAUAUGCUUUUAUUUAAUUUUAUAAGGCUUAUCUAACAUGCAAUAAGAGGGCUACUCCUUAUCCACACCAGCUUCUCUCUUGGGCUGUUCGCUCUGGAAAGGUAAGAAAGCCAUACCCUGGCUUCCCACCUCCGCUACACUGGGAAAAAUAUUUCUUUUUCCUUCUUACUACUGUAAUCCAUGAUUAUUGAAGGAAAUUUAGAAAAAUGCAUAGGUGCAAAACGAAUAUACGCUAUAUACAAUCCCACCUGCUAGAGGGAAUGAACGUUAACCUUUGGAAUAAUGCUAAGUAACCUUUGUUGCUAACAUAGGAAUUCCAAGCAUAAACCGGUUUGCUCCUGGAACACUGGCAGCCUCCAGCUUCAGGGAUUCUUGGGCUUCCCCAGAGCUGUGUGUGACCCAUGAAUCUGGAAUAACCAAAGCAACCAAGCCAAGGCCAAGAGGGCCAAGGCCAGAGAGGCCAGAACCAAGGGAGGACCCUCCGUGGGGCCAGAUCCCCAAUGUGGGGACAGAACCAAAGGGUUUGAGCUGCGGCCACUGUGGGAAAUCCCUGUGAUUCCUGAGUGUCACAGGCCCGGUGACUUCCUCACCCAAGUGAUUCUCCUACUGUUUUCUGUGAGGACAGCCCUUAUUGGACAGAAAUGGAUUCUAUUUAAUAAAUUAUAGGAUUCUGUAAAUAGUUCCCGCGUGGCACAUUUUGUAUCUGCACUACAGAGAUUUUCGUUUAGGUGAGGGAAGCCCACCGUGAAUGACUGGACUCUGAAAAGAAAGUCUCAGCCACGGUCCUGCCCACCUGGACAUGCGACCACUCAUCCCUCUCCUUCCCAUGUUCCCUCAGCCACUGGGGAUGAGAGAUCAGGGUGCUAUCGGCCCUGACUUUAUUAGCGUUUCCCAUAUUCUGCAUUCUGAUGAGCGCAGUUGCUUCUUCAUCCUCCUUCCAUUGCCUGGUAGGCAGGAGGUCAAGACAAUAGAAAGAAAGUGCCAGAAUAGCAUUUCUGUUGUUUAUAAACUCCUCAGGCCGGUGGGUGUCCCUCUGCUUCUUCUCUUGGUGCCUCCUCGUUCAGGACCGGGCUCACUAUGGAUGGAUUGGAUGGAUGAACGAACCGGUCCAUUAGUAAAGGAGGGAAGUUUGUUCACUGGCGAGGAGAUGAAUUUCAGUGAAUUUCAUCUAACCGCGAUCAGGAGAAAUGAAGGCCGGGACAGGGGUGACCCCUCUCUUCUCAGAACCUUUCUCCCAAGGCCCCCAAGGUCUCUUGCUAUCCUGACCUCCUCUCCCUUCUUUUUGUCAGUGUAUCUGUCCAAAUCCCACAUCCAAGAUAGUCUAUCCUCUUCCUGUCUUCACCAGUUAUCUUCCACUUACUGUCACUUCUUUAAAGGGAGUCUUUUCAGACCUUGUUUCUCAUACAGCUCAUUGAACUUCUCUUUUAUAGCACCUUAAGUUGUAUUUUUGUACAUUUAUUUGUAUGAUUACUUGUUUAAUAUCUGUUUUCUCCACUAGCCUGCUCUGCAGGGCAGGAGCUGUGUACAUAGUGUGGUGCGUGCACUCAGGAAAUACAAUAUUUAUUGAAUGGACACUCUCCACU